AUGGCGGUCGAUGCACUCUCUACUGCGAAGUUGGUCGUCUACAGCAUCUUCGUACAAUUUGCUGUCUUCUGCUUUUUCAAGCACCGGAGGCUCGGGUUACUCGGAUGGUGGUACGUAAAUUUGUUCUGUGUACUCCGAAUAGUCACGGGCGCCAUCGGGGUACAUGGAGACAAAAACGGUGAAACCGUCACCAUCCUCAACAGUAUCGGCAUCUCUCCUCUGCUGCUAGCACUAUCCGGACUUGUCCAUGAAGUAAAACGUGCCACAAACAAACGAUCGCAGUCCAAGUUCGACCCCAUAUUUGAGCUCCUUUUCCAUGGCAUUGUUCUCGCUGGGAUGGCUCUGAUCAUUGUUGCCAUCAUUAACCUCGAAGACAACGACAACAUUUCCUCGAGUAAGACAAAACUUGAUGUCGGUUCGGCCAUCUCUUGCGUUGCCUACGGUCUCCUGGUUGCCUGGACUGUAUCAUUGUUGGUGCAAUCACGCCAGCCCCCCCAGAAUGUUGAUGCGAUUGUCGUUCGGUACAGAAACGUGCUCCUCUUUGCAUGCUUCCUUAGCCUACCUCUUCUUGCGAUCCGCAUUGGGUGGGGUGUAGCAUACCUCCAGCUGAAGAUCAAUCACCCAGGCUCUGGCUUCCUCACAUCCUUGGCCAUCACCGUUUGUCUUAGUGUCGUCCCCGAAAUGCUUAUCAUCGCCGUCGUCCUUGCAGCCGGAGUCUUCACUCACAAAUUACACGACACCAUGACAGCUGGGACGCCAUGGACCACAUCGCGCAAGGGCAGGGCAUGA
This is a messenger RNA of Exophiala spinifera, 789 nucleotides long. RefSeq lists its product as uncharacterized. The coding region runs from base 1 to 789 and encodes 262 amino acids. NCBI's taxonomy places the organism in Eukaryota, Fungi, Ascomycota, Eurotiomycetes, Chaetothyriales, Herpotrichiellaceae. The record is from RefSeq and is a predicted model, not a curated record. The transcript has 3 exons.